CUCUCUCUCUCGUGUAUCCCCUCCAAUGCGUUUAUUUUCACUUCUUUGAAUGUUGCGUUGUUUUGCUUGACUUGAGACGAUCAGAUUUUAACAAGCUGCCUGACUUCGGUGAACUUCGUGUCGUUUUAAACCAGAUGUUUCGCGGUAAUACGCAGCAGUCCCGCGCGUAACUGCGUCCGCACCGUUUAUCCCUUUAAUCAACACGGAUGUCCAGCUUCAAGUUGAGGAUAUGUACCAGGGCAUAAUGACAAGCAAUCACGGACCCUCUUCUUACGAGGCCGGAUUUCUCCAUAACGCCUCAGCGGGCACUUCUCCGGUUUAUGUUCCCACCACCCGGGUCGUCACCCCCAUGAUUCCUGCGCUGCCCUACCUUCAGACGCCCGGUGCGCCGCAGCAGAGCAGCCCCGCGUCAAGCCACUCUGCCUGGUCACAGCCGGGCGCAGACUCCGUGCCCUCAUACAACCACUCCCCGGUGUCUCCGCGAUUCACUUUCUCCACCAGCCCGCCUCUGUCUUCCGGAGUGGCCACGGCCCGGGAGACGGCAGUUUCUUACACAAGCCCGCUGAACAUCUCUGCUAACGGGAGGGACCACUACGGCGCUCGCGGUCUCAGCGGGUCGUAUCACAGCCCUUAUUCGGCCUACAUGAGCCCUAACGUGGGUGGAACGUGGCCGGCGUCCCCCUUCGAAAGUCCUGUCCUCCACGGUCUCCAAACUGGCGCUCCUCCUGGGACAACACGACACCCAAACAUAGAUUUGUUUGAUGACUUCGCUGAGGGCCGAGAGUGUGUGAACUGCGGGGCGAUGUCCACCCCCCUCUGGAGGCGGGAUGGUACCGGUCACUACCUGUGUAACGCUUGCGGGCUGUACCACAAGAUGAACGGCAUCAACAGACCUCUUAUCAAACCCCAAAGACGGCUGUCUGCCUCGAGGAGGGUGGGCUUGUCCUGCACCAACUGUCACACCACCACCACCACCCUGUGGCGACGAAACGCAGAGGGAGAGCCGGUUUGCAACGCCUGUGGGCUCUACAUGAAGCUCCACGGGGUCCCUCGACCUUUGGCUAUGAAGAAAGAGGGAAUCCAGACUCGCAAACGCAAACCUAAGAACCUCAAUAAAUCCCAAACUGGUUUAGGUUUAAGCAUCCAGGUCCUUUCACAUGUGUACAACAUCUGUACACGUACGAUAACCUCAGCUGUGCCGUACCCUGCAGGGACACCAGGCAAUGACGGGGCUCUAGUUACACCAAGCAGCACUCCCCGCGCCUCCACCACCUCCACCACCACCACCACCAACACGGAGGAGCCACGCCAAAUAAAGACAGAGCCAGAAAAUCACACCUUGUACACACAUCACAGCGCACAUGCACAGAUUUCUGCCCUGCCCGCCUACAUGGCAACUCAGGGAGGCGCCAUUCCUCUCAAGAUGUCCCCUGGGGGACACAGCGGGUCCUCUGGCUCCAAAGCUGAACCCUGGAACAAUCUAAUCCUCGCUUAGAAAAACCUAAAACCAACCAUGUCAAAAACCUACCUAACCACAGAAUACUCAUUAAACUCUCCCGACAGGCUCUGGGAUCAGAUCAUCCCACUGUUUCCUGCCCGCUGUGCAGUGUUAUCAGUGCAGGAAAAGAAACCUGGGAGCAACUACAGAAGAAAUAAGGCCUUACAGUACUGCAAACACACUGUAAACUCAGAGCAUUCAAGGACAUGAAUGGACUUUGUUUUAGAAAUCUGAAAGCAGAGCAGUGACUAGAUUUAGACUAGAGUCACUCAGUAACAUGACGGAAAUGAUCUUUCUGUCCCCUUUCUGCAGAGACAGAGCAGAGAGUCAACUGCUUGACAAAUACUGUAACUUAAUACAAUGAUAAUAACAGUUAUGGUCAUUUGAAAAAGAAAAUCAAAAUCUCUUUUGAUUUGCAUAAUGAUUGUGGAUAUUUUGCCAAAAGAAAAGAUUGAU
This is a messenger RNA of Archocentrus centrarchus (flier cichlid), 1954 nucleotides long. It is a transcript of the gene gata4, whose product is annotated as GATA binding protein 4. Bases 230 to 1495 code for a protein of 421 amino acids. Gene Ontology annotation, cellular component: nucleus. The transcript has 6 exons. Gene Ontology annotation, molecular function: zinc ion binding; DNA-binding transcription factor activity, RNA polymerase II-specific; RNA polymerase II cis-regulatory region sequence-specific DNA binding. The record is from RefSeq and is a predicted model, not a curated record. NCBI's taxonomy places the organism in Eukaryota, Metazoa, Chordata, Actinopteri, Cichliformes, Cichlidae. Gene Ontology annotation, biological process: positive regulation of transcription by RNA polymerase II; negative regulation of transcription by RNA polymerase II; cell fate commitment.